This is a messenger RNA of Pygoscelis adeliae (Adelie penguin), 1641 nucleotides long. Its product is annotated as cytochrome P450 2J2-like. NCBI's taxonomy places the organism in Eukaryota, Metazoa, Chordata, Aves, Sphenisciformes, Spheniscidae. The record is from RefSeq and is a predicted model, not a curated record. The transcript is spliced from 10 exons. Gene Ontology annotation, biological process: xenobiotic metabolic process. Gene Ontology annotation, cellular component: intracellular membrane-bounded organelle; cytoplasm. Gene Ontology annotation, molecular function: oxidoreductase activity, acting on paired donors, with incorporation or reduction of molecular oxygen, reduced flavin or flavoprotein as one donor, and incorporation of one atom of oxygen; iron ion binding; heme binding.
AUGCGGGAAGCCGCCCCGUGCGAACAGCCGGGGUUGCAGCCCCGGCUCUGCCAGGUUGCAGCAGACGGCGGCAGAGUCUUGCUGGGGGGAUCGUGGGUGGCUGCCGCCGGCAGCGCCGCAAGCAUGGCCCCCUCGGGGGGAAGCAACCGGCACCCCCGAAAUCUGAUUCGAUACAUCCGUAUGGGGUCUGCUGUGCGGGGUGGCACGGGGCGGUGCGGGGCUGGCAAAGGUGAUGCAGCUCCUGGCUGUGAAGGGAAUAAAAUCUUGGCCCAAAGACCAAAAAGUCAGGGGAGUGAUCCAGUGUCUGGAGGACUAAAUUCAAAGUUAGAUGCCAUUGCUCGAGGUCUUGUCCAGCUUACUGGUCAGUACAGGAACAUCUUCAGUGUGCAGUUUGGAAGUCUGACUUUUGUGGUAGUCAACGGGUACCAGAUGGUGAGAGAAGCUCUUGUCCACCAGGCUGAAAUAUUUACAGAUCGGCCAAAUAGUCCACUCCUCUAAGAAAUAUUUAGAGGCUUUGGGCUCAUAUCAUCAAAUGGGCAUAUAUGGAGGCAACAGAGAAAAUUUGCUUCAGCAACACUAAAAAGCAUUGCUGUAAGUUUUGAGGACAAAGUGCAAGAGGAGAGCCGGUACCUUGUGGAGAUGAUUGAGGAGGAGAAAGGACAACCAUUUGACCCUCAUUAUAAAAUUAAUAGUGCUGUUUCGAACAUCAUCUGUUCCAUAACUUUUGGGAACCGGUUCGACUACCAUGACAACCGUUUCCAGGAAUUACUGCACUUGCUGGCUGAAACACUGCUGCUAAUCAGAAGUUUCUGGGGCCAGCUGUAUAAUGCUUUUCCUUUGUUCAUGAGAUGGCUACCAGGACCCUUUAGGAAAAUCUUCAGGCACUGGGAGAAACUUCAAUAUUUUGUGAAGGAAGUGAUCGCAAAGCACAAGGAGGAUUUGGACCAGUCCGAGGCAGGAGAUUAUAUUGACUGUUACCUGAAGGAAAUAGAAAAGGGUGCCACCGGCUCAUAUUUCCAUAAGGAAAACCUGCUGUGCUCCACCCUGGACCUCUUCUUAACCGGGACUGAGACAACAGCAACCGCCAUCCGCUGGGCUCUGCUCUACAUGGCCACGUACCCCCACAUUCAGGAGAAAGUGCAACUCAAAAUCGACACGGUGAUUGGCCAGUUCUGCCAGCCUGCCAUGGCCGACAAAGAGAACAUGCCAUACACCAGCACGGUGCUGAGUGAGGUCCUGCAGAUGGGCAACAUUGUGCCACUGGGGGUGCCCAGGAUGUCCACCAGCGACACCACCCUGGCUGGCUUCCACCUGCCCAAGUACGGCACCACCCUGAUGACCAGCCUGACUUCGAUAAUGUUCGACAAAAAUGUGUGGGAGACUCCAGACACCUUUAAUCCUGAACAUUUCCUGGAAAACAGCCAGUAUAGGAGGCGGGAGGCUUUCCCGCUUUUCUCUGCAGGCAAGCGGGCUUGUCCCAGGGAGCAGCUCGCCAGGACUGAGCUCUUCAUCUUCUUUGCAGCCCUCCUGCAGAAGUUCACCUUCCGGGCACCGGCGGCCGCUGCGUUAACCUUCGCCUUCAUGCUCAGCCUCACGUGCUGCCCCAAGCCCUUCCAGAUCCGCGUGCUGCCUCGUGACUGA